Molecule: messenger RNA, 5567 nt
Organism: Zeugodacus cucurbitae (melon fly)
Lineage: Eukaryota; Metazoa; Arthropoda; Insecta; Diptera; Tephritidae
Gene: RhoGAPp190
Product: rho GTPase-activating protein 190
Exons: 19
Coding region: 249-4943 (1564 amino acids)
Biological process (GO): signal transduction
Molecular function (GO): GTP binding; GTPase activity
Source: RefSeq, a predicted model, not a curated record
UUCGGACUUAUUUGUUUUCACUGGGCGGCGUAAAAGUGAUGAAGAGUGAAAAAUUUUGUAAUGCCAUCAAUUGAGUAUUAAUUCGGUAGAAGGCUUAAUAAAAUUUUACAAAACCUUUCUGAAAGUCUAUUUUAAUAUAAAUAAUAUAUUGUAAAAGUGGCGGUGUUAAAUAUUAUAGUAAUUAUACAGGCUCUGUCCAAGGAGAGCAGUCUUAAAUAGUGCAAUUUAAAUUUCAAUAAGUGUAAAUCAUGAAGCAGAUUAAUGUAUCUGUAAUAGGUCUUUCGGGAACUGAAAAGGAUAGGGGUCAAGUUGGUGUUGGAAAAUCAUGUCUGUGCAACAGAUUCAUUCGUCCGAUGGCCGAUGAUUACUUUAUUGAUCACAUAUCAGUGUUGAGUCAGAGUGACUUCAGUGGACGAAUUGUUAACAAUGACCACUUCUUAUAUUGGGGAGAUGUACGAAAAACCACGGAAGACGGAGUGGAUUAUAAUUUCCAAAUAAUUGAACAGACGGAAUUCAUGGAUGAUUCCACAUUUCAACCGUUUAAAGUUGGAAAAAUGGAGCCAUAUUAUAAGCGUUGUAUUGCCACUAAGGUCUUUUCAGCGGAAAAGCUUAUGUAUAUAUGUAAAAACCAAUUGGGAAUCGAGAAGGAGUACGAACAAAAAGUAAUGCCCGAAGGCCGACUGAGUAUAGAUGGUUUCAUCGUGGUAUUUGAUGUUAGUCCAGUGCCAAAUCGACCGGUUGAAAAACAAGUUGACUUUGUUCACAAUGUAAUUACAAAUAUAUUGAAAAACAAAAAACCAGUUGUACUCGUUACAACCAAAAACGACGAUUCGAAUGAAAUUUACAUAAGGGAGGCCGAAAAAAUUUCACAACGUAAGGAAUAUAAGGGAUUGGUGCAGUUGGUCGAAACAUCCUCGCAUGAGUCUAUAAAUAUAGAUUUAGCAUUUAUACUUCUUGCUCAAACUAUAGAUAAAGUAAAGAGUCGUGUGAAAAUUACUUCAUACUAUGAGGCUGCGAAAUCACGUAAAGAACUAUUGGACACACGUUCUGAAGCUGUUACAAGACUAAUUCGUAACCAAAUAAUUGAUUAUCAUGUGCUUUGGUCACAGGGUUCCAAAAUAUUAGCACAGUAUAGAGAAUGGACAGAGUUCUUAAAUAUUUUUGGUGUUGAAGCUGGUCAAAAGCUCUUUAGGCGUCAUAUGAAGAAGCUACGUGAUGAUCAUUUAAAUAAGAAACUUAAUCAGUAUAUUGAUAAGUUUGCUAAUGCGUUGGAAUACCUUCUACCCGACAUAAGUACUUUGGGCACGGUUGAUGAAAACAUAUGGGCAAAUGCCAAAGGCAUAUUGAGAAGCCAUCCGGACUUUGACCGGCAUUUUUUCGAAUGCCCUCAAGCUUCAUGGACUGAAUUAGUUGAUAUGGAGGAAGCCGAAGAUGAAGUUCGUAUUCCAUUCGACGUGUUAGAUACUCCAGAAGCUGAAACAAUAUUUAGAAAUUAUGUUAAUGCUGUGCAGCAGGAUAAGAAGAAGAUUGGAUGGAAACAUCAAUUUAAACUAUUAUUGGAGGAAUCGGGCUUUGUGACUCCUGGCAAACAGUUAUCAGAGGUGCGCGUGCUUUUCAUGGGUCGAGAAUGUUUUGAAGCUUUAUCAGAACAUGAUUGCCAACAAAUUUAUGACAUUCAUCAAGACGAAAUUAUUGAGAAGAGCAAGCAAAACUUUAUAGAAUUAUUGCUAGAAAACGCACAAUUCUUCCAACAGUUUAAAAAUGUUGAUAUUAUUACUCAAGAAGAUGUUCGCGCAAUUACAGAUCUUAUACAGGACGAUUCCAGGUAUAAAAUAUUAGAUCGACUUGAUCAGGAGCGACGGGUUAUUCUCUUUCAACAUUUGGGAUUUAUUCACUGUCCCAUACGCGAGCACUGUCCUUUCUUCCAUAACUGUGUUGAUAGUUUAGUAGAUGAGUGCUUAGUGGAUAAGUCGUCGAACCAGAAGAAUUCAAGCACUUGGAAAUCUUCGGGCUCUGACAGAACUUUAAAUCUAUUAAUAGUCGGAUCCGAACAUCUUGCAAGCGAUUUGCUCAAUGAUAUACGCAUGUGCACAGGAUCAAAGGGGGAAUAUGUUUAUGAGAACCAAACCUAUUACCUCAAUUAUCGCAUUGCCAAUGGAGAUAUGGAAGCAUUUAAGUCAAUUGAUGUGCAUUCGAGUGGUUUAAUUUGUGUAUACUCAAAUCAACAGUCGUUUGAAACGCUAAAGGAUAACUUAGAGCGCACUUUACUAUGUAAUUUGGAAUUAGAGGACAAAUUUGAGAACUUGCCUAUUGUUUUGGUGUAUCAACCUCAGGAUCUGAAAGAAAACGAAGUUGAGUACCUGCGUAAUGAAGGAUUGCGAUUAUCUGAAAUGCUACACUGCGAUUUUAUUGAUCAUCAACAAAAUCAACAAAAAUAUGUUUACGAUAUUCUUAAUAUUGUUAUUCUGUCUCUAAGACUUUCGGAGAUGAAAAAUUUUGAUUCAUAUUCUUCAAACCAUAUUGAUCUGAGAAUACUUGUUUGUAUGUUUUGUGGGGAUCAAUAUGAUAUAGAGAAUAUUAUAAGCCCACUAAUAGCUGAAUCGACAAACUGCAAAUCGUCUGAACAUUCCAUUUUGAUUGACGUAUUCAUAGGAGAUUCAAAAAAGCGUAUUGAAUUUAUCAUUUCAUCUUAUCACGGAAUAAAUCAAUAUCGUGAAGAGUUAAUUCAUGGAUAUAUUUAUUUUUAUUCUGGCAAACGUAGAUCGUCAUUUGCAAAUUUAAGUGUUUUAGCUGUACAAAACUCGAAUAUUCCGUUACAAAUAAUCGCUGUAACUGAAAGUGGAGGCGCAAAUGCCUUUUUCAAUAGCGAAAUUUGUCAAUUUCUAAUAACGGAGGGAAAUUCAUUGGCUGAUAGAUGUAAGGGGAAUUUCAUGACAUUUUCUGCCGAUCAAUAUGUUAAGUUUGCUUUCUACACUCCAUUUUUGAAAAACGUGUGGGAAAAUAAAUACGAAGUUGAAAAUUUGCAUGUGGAAGAAUCAAUAACAUUGGAUUCUGGAGAAGGCACGCUGGAGAAUUCCGUUAAUCAGCUACCACGCCCACCACCACGACAUGAAAGCUAUAUGUUGUCCAGCACUUUGGGUACGGAUGGUUCAGGAAGUGAAAACUAUGAAAUGCUACCAACAAGAUCUUUGAAUUCGCUAAAUGAGGAAAGGGACAUAUCUUUAGAUGAAAUUUACGACGACAACGAAAAGCCGAAACACCAUCACCAAAGGUUUCAGAUUUUCCCACCUCCAACAACUCCUCCAGAGCCAGCUCCACCUGAUCAUCAACUCAUAACGUGUACAUAUAAGAGUCAAUUCGUAUCGGCUUCCGAGUCUAGUUUGGAAGAAAUAACAUCAGCUGAUGUAAGUGGAUCAAAGGAUUCAUUGGCCACACAUGAAGCAGAGUGGCUGGAGGAUAAAAAUGAACCACGUAGAAAUUUAAACAAAAAUUCCAUUUGGAACAACUUUAGUGGUUCCACCCACGCUUAUACAACUGGUCGUCGUCACAUUGAUUCCAAUUUAAAUAAAAUUCGUCCAAAAGGCCCCAGUCAAACAUUGAAGCAACCCGGUAAAUUAAAUAUGAAAAACUUUCAACUCGUGAGUGAAGCAGUCGCCAAAAUGAACUUCGGAGGUGAGUCUUUUUUGCCAACUUCUGAUGCUGAUAAAUGUUCAAAACGUUAUACGCAUUUUAAUCAUACUCAACCUGAUUGUGACGAAGACGAUUCAGAGGAGUUAGCUGAAUACGAGCAAAUUUAUGAAAACGAAGACUGUACUGAGUCGGAUAGUUGUGCAAGUUCAACCGAACGUAAGGUACGUCAGCAGAAUAGCUCAUACUACAAGUUAAAUAAGAAACCUCCGACCAAUAAGAAAACCAAGAAAAAGAAAGUUGCCAUACCCGUACAAACGCCGAGAGUUCCACUCUUCGGCUCCUAUGUAAGCCCACCAGAGAUUCCUCAACAUUAUCAUCGAGCUGCGUCAGACGCUAAAAAAACGGUCGAACAUUGCACGAACGAGCUUGUAAAGAACGAUAAAUCACCAGAUUAUUCCAUGGUUCCUGAAAGUAUCAAUUUGUUUGGAACAGACAAUUUGACAGAAUUUAAUUUAAAUCCGAAAUCUCUUAAGGAGUUCGAAAAGACAGAAAAACGUCGGUUGAAGGAAGACAAUGCCAGACUUCGUAAACUGCAAGAAAAGGAGAAAGAACAAGAAAAGAAACACAAGCGAAAGUUGAAGCAAGCUUCCAAAGGCUUAACAGACAAUACUGAAUCUCAAUUUGGCAAAUUACUAAUCUCAGACAAAGAUGAAAUUCCUACAUUUCUUAUAAGAUGUGUAGAAUUUAUUGAGAAAGAAGGUCUGGACUCUGAAGGAAUCUAUAGAGUGCCAGGUAGUCGGGCUCAUGUUGACUUACUUUUCCAAAAAUUCGAAGAUGAUCCGCAGACUGUAAUUGAUGUGCUUGAUAUUCCAGUAAAUGCUGUAGCAACCGCGUUGAAAGAUUUCUUUUCGAAGCGUUGGCAUCCUUUAUUUAGCAAAGAUAUUAUUAAGGAACUUGAAGAUAUUGCAGGUUCACGAGGCAUUGGUUCAUCUAAAAUUAAUGUGGAAGUAAAAACAGAUCGGAGUUGCCGUUUGAUAUUAUUGAAGACUUUAUUACAGAAAUUACCGCCCAUGAAUUUUAUGAUCCUGAAGUACAUAUUUGAGCACUUCGUUCAUGUAUCAGAGAAUUCAAAACUAAAUAGUAUGGAUAGCAAAAAUUUGGCAAUUUGCUGGUGGCCAACACUAAUUCCUAUUGACUUUACGGAUAUGAGCCAUUUUGAGCAAUUGCGGCCAUAUUUAGAAGAUAUUGUGCAGACGAUGAUUGACCAGUUUCCCUAUUUGUUUUGCGGAAAAGAUGCUUUUGUUAUGGUUUAAAUACUCAUAUAUUCCAGGAUAAAAACUUAAAAUUAAUUUUAGAUGUUAUUAAGUGGAAGAAUAUAAAGAAACUGUGUUUUAAUGGCUUUGUUGUGUGAAGUGAUGUUUAAUUAAGAAUAUUCGAAUAUGCGUCUAAAAUAAUAAUUUAUAUUAUGUGUUAAAUUAUAUUUAAGCUAUAAAUGUUUUAAAUGUCUUGUAUGUAUGUUUAACGAGUUGUGUAGUGAUAUCUAUGCCAUGUGUAUGUAUGCUUAUAUAUAUAUAUUUUCGAAAUUUGGGUGUAUUAUUAUUGUAGAUGUUGUUCUUAUAAAAUGAUCUGAAGAAGCUACUUUAUCAAAGGAACACUUCUGAAAAAUACUAACAAUGCGAAUGAAAGAAACAGAUUGCAUUCAUAUACAUACCUAUAAAAAUAGAUAAAAGUAAAAAUAACGAUACUGGAAAGAUUUGUAUAAAUGUGUGUCUAUUUCAUGAUAUACCUUAUAAAAUUAUGCAUUCGUAAUCAACGCGAUUUGGUGUAAUUAUAUUUUUUAAAAUUAUAAUAUUUACGGAAAUCCAUACGGAUACCCGUCAUAAUCAAAAUGCACAAAUAUUAUAAUAACAAAUAAAAUAAUUCCAAACAAAUUUAUG